Messenger RNA from Penicillium coprophilum, 237 nucleotides. RefSeq lists its product as uncharacterized. The record is from RefSeq and is a predicted model, not a curated record. NCBI's taxonomy places the organism in Eukaryota, Fungi, Ascomycota, Eurotiomycetes, Eurotiales, Aspergillaceae. The transcript has a single exon. The coding region runs from base 1 to 237 and encodes 78 amino acids.
AUGACCGUCAUCUAUCUGCAAUUUUCACACAGCCCUGUUCCCGAGAAAUCCAUCAUCCUGGUCACCGAAGCCCUUCAAAAGAUCAACCCAAACCUCAGCGAGUCCGAGCGAACUGAAGAUAGCAUUGCCUUCAGUUCUAUCGAUCAUGACGUCGAUAUAUACGGCAACAUAUUCCAAUCGUUGCUGGAUUCGAAUCCUCCGCUUAUAGAUACCUGGCGAAUGCUGGCACACGGUUGA